This is a messenger RNA of Actinia tenebrosa (Australian red waratah sea anemone), 4000 nucleotides long. RefSeq names its product glutamate receptor 1. Lineage: Eukaryota; Metazoa; Cnidaria; Anthozoa; Actiniaria; Actiniidae. Gene Ontology annotation, cellular component: membrane. Gene Ontology annotation, molecular function: ligand-gated monoatomic ion channel activity. The record is from RefSeq and is a predicted model, not a curated record.
AUGUUUCUUAACAAAUCAGAAGUGUUAUUGCUAUCUUUCCGUUAUCUUGUGUUAUAUCAUGCUUUUUGGGGCUUGAUCUCUGUAUCAUUCUUAGUCUUGCGAGAUAUCAAUUUUUUAUCUUUGUCGCAUGCGAUGCAAGUCCCAUCUAAGCUUUACAUUGGAGCGAUUUUCCCCACCCUUCAAGCAGACUACGAAGAGGCUUUUCUGUUUGCACUCGAUGAAGUGAAUAGGAAUUCUUCUAUUUUACCGGGCACGGAGCUCGUACCGCUYAUCAAUAAGACUGAUGCUUACAGCACCUUUGAUAACAUACGAACAGUCCAAUAUCUUCUCAAGAAAGGCGUGGUGGCYAUAAUAGGACCGAUGACGUCAACAGCGGUCAAGUACACCCARCCAUACUGCGCCGGYUUUCACGUUCCUCAGUUGGCUCCCGUAGCAACUGACCCUACAUUCGAGUUCAGUCCCGGGAAUUUCCCAUUCCUCGUUCGACUCAACCCGAGYGAUUCUCUGCAAUGUCAGGCAUUGGCUGGAAUCAUCGAUUCGUAUAACUGGUCGCAUUUAGCGCUACUCACUUCAAAGGACGACUACGGUAUCAAUGGCUUGUUGGCUUUGAAAGACAUAGCCAAUCAAAAAGGCUGGAAGAUUCACGCCAACGAACAUUUUGACACAAUUACUAACUACAGCGCGCUGGACAUCAAACUUCAAUUACGUGCCAUUCAAAAGAGUAAAGCAAGGUUAGUGGUGUUGAAUACAAGCACGAGGUACACUUUAGUCAUACUGAAGCAAGCUGCUGAAAUGGGAAUGCUGAAGAGUUGGAUUUGGAUURUCACCGAUGGUUCUACAAAUGCGGAUUGGAGUACUAUCCCGGGAGACUUUCCGUUACACGAAUACACAGGUGUCAUCGGGACGCGCCCUGCAUUGGGUCAGGGCACACUUUAUACCGACUUCAUAAAGAAGUGGGUGGCUAAAGGCCACACAAAGAUAAGUACUCCAGGAGGUAAAACCUACGACAGUGUGUUAGCACUAGCUUCAUCCCUUGAUGCGAUGUUAAAGGGUGGCCACAAUGUGACGGAGGAAGCCAUGGAUUUCGAUUUUACAAACCAAGCACAAGUAACGCCAUGGCAACCUGGUUCCAAGCUCUUGGACUACAUCAAAAGGGUUCGAAUAGAUGGAAUUAUGAGCAAUAUCGGGUUCACUGCAAGCGGGUCGCCGCUAACUGUAGAAUAUGACAUAGUAAACCAAGGCAGGAACGGAUUCGUAAAAGAUCAUCCUUUCGUGUUUCUCAAGACUCUUCCAGACGGUACCAAGGAAUUCGACGGCUUUUGUAUCGAUUUACUAAAGAAACUCAAAGAGAUGUUAAAAUUUGACUACGUCAUUGAACUAGAGAAGAAUGGUAUUUACGGAGCCCAAGACAUUUAUUCACUGAAGUGGAAUGGAAUGAUAAAGGUUCUUAUAGACGGGAAUGCUGAUCUCGCAAUUGGUCCACUGAGCAUCAGUUCCCAGCGUCAGAGCGUUAUUGACUUCACUCAACCAUAUAUGGAUGUUGGUUUAUCAAUCCUCAUGGCUAAAGAAAAAGACAGCGGGUACAAAGUCUUUUCGUUUCUCAGGCCUUUUGACUUUCAUCUGUGGCUUGCCAUUGUGUUCACAGCACUCGGUGUCGGGAUCUUUCUCUGGAUCCACAGUACAUUCAGUCCCUAUGGUUACCACGGCCGGUGUGCGCAGGCGCAGAGUGAGAAAACUGUCCCUCGUCAUGUUGCCAAAUCCAAGAACUACCUGAGCUUUUUUAACUCAAUCUGGUCAUCAUUUGCAUAUUACGUCAGCCAAGGCSCUGAUGUACUCCAUCCAGUCUCUCCGUCGGGAAGGGUGGUGGUUGGCGUCUGGUGGUUUGCUGUACUGAUUAUUGGAGCAACAUACACAGCAAACUUGGCAUCCUUCCUCAUCGUGGAGCGCUUCAGCACAGCUAUCAAUUCAGUAGAAGACUUAGCACGACAAGUUAAGAUCCAUUACGGCACCAUACAAAACACGCAGGGGCAAAUGUUCUUCCAAACUUCUAGCAUACCUACUUUUGUUACCAUGUGGGAGUUUAUGAAAGCUGCAAAUUCUCUCGUUGAGAACACAACGGUCGGUGUGGAACGUGCAAGGAAGGGAAACUAUGCGUUCUUGUAUGAUACUGUGAUCCUUGAGUACUACAUCCAACAGAAACCUUGUGAAACUUUACAAAUCGUUGGACGGGAAUUUGGAACGUUUGGUUAUGGCUUUGGAUUACCAAAAGAUUCGCCCUUCACUCUUCAGUUCAGUAUUAGUAUCUUGGAACUAAGACAGAAGGAUUAUAUAACUGCCCUGAAGAAAAAGUGGCUUAGAGGACAGUGUGACGACACCGAUACUACAACAGAGUCCAGCACUGCCAUAGUGUCCCACAGUGAUGUGCUUACGUUCAGCGAUAUGUCUGGUGUGUUUUACUGUGUGUUUAUUGGUAUGGGGGUUAGUCUUGUGGUAUUGACUGGCGAGCUGUUCUUUGAGUCAUAUAAGGAUAACAGAAAUGGAAGCAAGGUGGGUUUAUCCAAGACUCUUUUCAAGCGAAUAAAACAAUCGUGGUUAAACUACAUGUCUUCCAAGCAACCGUCCGUCAAGCCCUCAUUUAUAAUAACAAACCACUCGAACUUCAAAUCACGCAACUCCCCUCAAAAGUUAAAUUUAUCAACAAUAACAGUCGAAAAUCUGGAGACGCAGGAGCUUACAUCAUAGAUUUUUCUUAUAUGGGCAAUGUGGUACUAGAGAAGGCGACGAAUCAGAAGGAAGAAGUUGCGGGUAUAUAUGACGUCAUCGACAGCGACCAAUGAAUUUCAAGGAAUAUCAUCCAGAAUGCCUCCAUGUGGUCUAGUGGCUUGUGAAGUCAUGGCCGCCAUCUUGGUUAAACUUGCUAAAUGCAACAAAGACGUCAUCAUUUAUCGCGUGUUCCGUAUAGACCGUUUUCUCAAGGUUGCGUGCGCAUCCAAAUUUAAAGAACUUGACGGGCCACGAUACCAGAACACAAGCUUUAUGAUGAGUAUUAUCCUACCUUGCUAUGAUUUUUUCCCGAUAAGAAUUCAUUUGCGUUUUUCAGUUUUAUGGCUCGUCAAGUUGAAUGCGCACGCAACCUUGAGAAAACGGUCUAUUGCCAGAACUAAAAGACCUUCCUUGAAUUCGCUUGAGAGAAAACAAUGACUUCAGGUCGAGGUUAGACUUGAUAAAAUGUAACAAUUUAUGAACAGUUGUAUAAACGUUGUACUUAGGUAUAUAGUUUAAAUUAUAACCAAAGGGAAAACCAUGCCAUGAUUAUUUCAGAAAUUGUUUCAGGGUUCGGUAAAAUUUGAAAUCACGUUAAUGCUCCCAAUUUACCCACUAGAGUAAUAACAACAAAAACAAUAGUUUGUAGGGUAAUGGGGUAUGGGCCGGUGAUCAGUAGGUACAUGGUAGAUGGGAAAAGGGUGAACUUAAAGCAAGGGAUGGGUCGGAAGAAAGGCACGAUAUGCAGACUUUCCUCUCUUCCCAUUCACAUCUUCCUCCAGGGCAGUACCCCUCCCCGACCUCCCUCUCCUCGACCUCCCUCCUUCUCUGUUUCUCAUUAUAUUAUAUACUGAUGCUCUAUAGUUUUAAUGGUUUUUUCGACAACCGAAAAUAUUUUCUUUUUUUUUUUUUUUUUGCAUUGGUGCGCGCACCAUUUGAUAUCAAUUCUCAAUUCUGCAAGUAUGAAUAAAGAGAUAAUACAGAUUUUGUAGUUUAGAUUAUGAGGUCUUGGCUGUUUGCGACCAGUAUGAAAAUGCGUAAAUCUAGAAUCUUGAAUCCAAAAUUUGUAAUCUGAUGUGGAAUCUGGAAUAGGCCAUUUGCAGGAAAUAAUCACAUGACUGUUACAGGAUGACAAAAAAAAAUCGGGCUUCCUUUUAUAACUAUUUUAUUUCUUUUAUUUGUUGCAAAUGGUCUACAUAAGAUGAGGAAUCUAGAAAUAAAGAUGUGAAAUUUGAAA